Messenger RNA from Dacryopinax primogenitus, 636 nucleotides. Its product is annotated as Pkinase-domain-containing protein. The record is from RefSeq and is a predicted model, not a curated record. Gene Ontology annotation, biological process: protein phosphorylation; intracellular signal transduction. The annotation marks the transcript as partial. Gene Ontology annotation, molecular function: protein serine/threonine kinase activity; ATP binding. NCBI's taxonomy places the organism in Eukaryota, Fungi, Basidiomycota, Dacrymycetes, Dacrymycetales, Dacrymycetaceae. The transcript has 2 exons.
AUGAGCAAGAAGUACGGCAAGUGGGGAAAAGUGCUCGGUUCGGGCGCUGGGGGAACUGUGAGGCUUAUCAAGGCUAACGCUAAGGCUGGGGGGAGGACGUACGCUGUCAAGGAGUUUCGCCCUAGGCGGCCGGGGGAGAGCGAGAAGGAGUAUCAGAAGAAGGUCACCGCGGAGUUUUGUGUGGGUUCGGCACUGAAGCAUGUUAAUGUCAUCGAAACGGUGGAUAUCGUGACCGAUCACGGGCAUUAUUAUGAGGUCAUGGAGUAUGCUCCGUUUGACUUGUUCAGCGUCGUCAUGUCCGGCAAGAUGACCCGUCCGGAGAUCUACUGCGUCUUCCGGCAGAUUUGUGACGGCGUAGACUACCUACAUGGCAUGGGGCUCGCUCACCGAGAUCUCAAGCUCGACAACUGCGUCAUGACCACCACAAACGUCGUAAAGCUGAUCGACUUUGGCACCGCGACUGUCUUCCACUACCCUGGCAAGGCGCUUAUUCCUGCCUCGGGGAUCGUUGGUUCAGAUCCGUACCUCGCGCCCGAGGUGCUCACUGCCCCCGUCUACGAUCCUCGCAAGACGGACGUCUGGUCCAUAGGAAUCAUCUUCAUGUGUAUGAUCCUGCGCCGCUUUCCGUGGAAGAUC